Molecule: messenger RNA, 5988 nt
Organism: Corapipo altera (White-ruffed manakin)
Lineage: Eukaryota; Metazoa; Chordata; Aves; Passeriformes; Pipridae
Gene: BACH1
Product: BTB domain and CNC homolog 1
Exons: 4
Coding region: 832-3132 (766 amino acids)
Biological process (GO): regulation of transcription by RNA polymerase II
Molecular function (GO): DNA-binding transcription factor activity, RNA polymerase II-specific; RNA polymerase II cis-regulatory region sequence-specific DNA binding; protein binding
Source: RefSeq, a predicted model, not a curated record
ACUUUUACUGUUGUUUAUUAUCCAAUGAAUACUGUUAUUUGAGAACUUUGGUCUGUCACAAAAGUGGUGAGAUUCCAUUGUCAUGUGAUUUGAAUCAUAGUGAUUCAUUAGGAAAGCUAAUUUGUAACAAACAUGACAAAUUAAAUAAAGAGCAGAAGAGGGGAAAAGAAGGCUGCAUUAGGGAAUUAAGGUAGGUGGAAAAUUUAAAUUUAAAACAAAAACACCAAUCUACUGGAGAGAAAAUUAGUGUUUUACCAAUACCUGGUUCAUUUACGAGGCAAAAUACUUUUGAAAGAAGACAGAACACAAAUAUUUUAGUCUGUACUCUGUGAAUCAGUAAACAGAAGUAGCUCACAUAGUAUUUCAGUAAAUUUUGGUUUAAUGCAUCUGUUUUAUUUCUCUUUACAUUUUCAUAUUGUUGAAGUUAGAAUAUACUGAUUACUAAAAAUGAAAGCUUAGAUAAUUGCUAGGUGUUAUGGUAAAUUUAUGACUCUGAAUCGCAUGCUUAGGAAAGAACUGUCCUUUUAUUGCUGAAGUCCCUUUUUUGGUCUGUGAGACCACAAAAACAAUGUUAAGAUGUACAUAUUAAAGUUUGGGUGCUUCAAAUGGUCACAAGCAUGUAUUUGUGUGUUAACAUGUAUGAAGUACUGAGUACUAAUCUGAAGAAGAAUUAGACCAGGCAUUGCAUGUUUAACAGCUUGCUUGUGUUUUAGUAUCGAUGGGUUCCUGUUGGAUGUGACUCACGUGUACAGUUUGGCUUUUUGUUCCCCCAGAUUUGAAGCACAGAAGCAUGCUUUCCCCUGAGCCUUACACUACCAUUUGUGAUACAGAAUGUCUCUAAGAGAGAACAACAGUGUGGUUUUUGCAUAUGAAUCUUCAGUACACAGUACCAAUGUACUCCUCAGUCUCGAUGAUCAAAGAAAGCAAGAUAUUCUUUGUGAUGUUACAAUUUUAGUGGAAGAUCAGCGAUUUCGGGCUCACAAAGCUGUGCUUGCAGCUUGCAGCAGUUACUUCCUUUCAAGAAUUGUGGGCCAGGUGGAUGCUGAUCUUAUCAUCACUUUACCAGAAGAGGUAACACUUAAAGGAUUUAAUCCUUUGCUUCAGUUUGCAUAUACAGCUAAACUUAUUUUAAAUAAAGACAAUGUGUCUGAAGUUUGCAAGUGUGCGGAGUUCUUGGGUGUACGCAACAUUGAAGAGUCUUGCUUUCAGUUUCUCAAAUUCAAAUUUUUGGACUUUAAGUUGGAUCAGCAGGAAUGUCCUAGGAAGAAGUGUUGCCCACAGCGUUGUCAGAAAGCAAACUCUAAAACCGGCAAUGUGGAUGAUGGAGACCUGGAAAUAAAGGAUGAAGCAGAAACACUUUUGGAAAAGGAAUAUAGUCAAAUUCCUGACACAAAGCUCUGUAAAGAUGAAGAAAAUGCUACAUCAUUGCCUGCUCUCCAAGAUAAUGCCAAUCAAAACUGUGAUCCUGUACAUUUAGAAAGGGGUAGGGUUUCCAGCUUAUCUUCCCAGUGCCCAAAGUAUAGGAAAUUCCAGAAGGCUUUUGGAAAUGACAAAGUUCAUACUUCAGAGUCCAAUUCCAGUAUUAAAGACAUUCAGGUGCCACCAUUUGCCACUUUUCCUGAUAAGGAAAUAUCUGAUAAUGAUGGCAUACAAAAAGCUCAAGAGUGUGUACCUGUACAGCUGGUCUCGAACUGUGAAGAGACUUGGGUAAAAAUGGAAGAAGGGGAAGAAUGCAUUCAGAAAAAGGAGGAGUCAAAGAGAGAUUCUGUGACUCAGAAUAUGUCUUGUCCUGUAGAGAAAAUGGAUCUUGCUGCUUUUCCCCAAAACUCUGCUGCAUCUCACGUACUCAAUUCUGUGUCUAUUUUACAUACUUGUGAGCAAUAUGGUAACUUGAAGUUCAGUAGUAUGCAAAACAACACAGUCUUAGCUGACAAAACCGUAUCAGGUACUGGAACUGGGAAUGACAAAAUUGAAAGUCAAGGUGACACAUCCUCAAAGGUCGAUUUGUACACGAGGGAAGCCACUAACAUCACAUCAGCUGGUGAUCGAAGCAGUGUGGAGAGAGAGGUAGCAGAGCAUCUGGCAAAAGGGUUCUGGAGUGAUGUUUACAGCACAGAAGCCUGUCAAAUACAUUUACCACCUACAGUUCCCAAAGAGUGCUUGGAGCCAGUAUAUUCGGGGAAAAAAACGGAAUGUCCGUGGCUGGGUAUCAGGAUCAGUGAAAGCCCUGAACCUUGCUCUCAAAGAACUUUUACAACACUGAAUUCUGUCAACUGCCCCUUUAUAAGCAACCUUAGCACUGAAGGAUGUUCCAAUAGCUCUGAAAUAAGCAGUGGAGAUUAUGUUCAGGGACAACAACAAGAACAGUGUCCCUAUAAUUACGUGAUAAGUUUGGGAGAGGAUUCAGAGACUGAUACCGAGGGAGACAGUGAAUCCUGUUCAGCAAGAGAACAAGAAUGUGAGGUAAAACUUCCAUUUAAUGCACAAAGGAUUAUCUCACUUUCCAGAAAUGACUUCCAGUCAUUUCUGAAAAUGCAUAAAUUAACUCCUGAACAAUUGGACUGUAUUCAUGAUAUCCGAAGACGAAGUAAAAAUAGAAUUGCAGCCCAGCGAUGUCGCAAGAGAAAGCUUGACUGCAUACAAAAUCUUGAAUCUGAAAUUGAAAAACUGCAAAAUGAGAAGGAGAACUUGCUGAAGGAAAGAAACCACAUUUUGUCAACUCUGGGUGAGACAAAGCAGAAUCUGACUGGACUUUGCCAGCAGGUGUGUAAGGAAGCAGCCUUGAGUCACGAGCAAAUACAAAUACUUGCAAAAUAUUCUUCCUCAGAUUGUCCACUCUUACUUUUGUUCCCGAAGAGAGAACAAACAGCUCCGUCUGAUAGUGAGCCUGCAGUACCAGCGUCUGUAGAAUCAGCAGAUGGUCUUUCAGGUGUUACAUCUACAAAUGAGCAGAGUUCUUGUUAUCAGUGUGUCAAAAGUGUGUGUGAUGCAACAUAUGAUCAAGUACAAGAACUGCAUCCAGUUUCUGUAAGAACAUUGGAGGAAACGUUACUUGUGGAACAGUGUGGACACAGCAGUGGUAUCACAGACUUCUGUCAGCAGAUGACAGACAAAUGCACUACAGAUGAGUGAAUCUCUUGUUCCUAUUGCCAGCCUCUCAACAUUGCAACUAAAAGUGAGAUCGAGCAUUAUUGGAAAGUAGCUUACUAAGUGAUAAAAAGAUGAAACUUUAUCUUCUGAAACUACAUUGACAGAUAAGUGGUCACUAUAUUACUUGGCAAGCUUUGGGUUUGCUCUGUGUAAUUCUGGAGAGUAAUUUAUAUGUGUCAGCCUUGAAGCUUUUUCUUGUGUGGUGAUGCCAAGGAAGGUUCAGGAAAGUUGUUGGAAUGUAUAAACUCCAUGUGCAGGUGUUUAUUUUUGAGAAAGCUUUCAUUCACAUACAGGACAGCCUUUGCUCUGACUUAUGCCACAGUAACUAAUGCCACUCCGCAUCUCAGUGAAAGCCUCCUAACAGGUGUUUAUGCACAAUAACUUCUAUACCUAGAAUUCUUCUAAGAUUUCUUUUUGCCUGGUAGACAAACCUUAAAAAGCACAUACAGCUUGUAAAUGCUUAUUUUGUAGAUGAGUUAGGAUAACAUGACAGUAUGAGGAGAUUCUGGCAAGUGCGCUCUGGAACAGCUCAUUGCUUCUUGCUGUUCCCAUCCCUGUCCCAGACUAGACUUUUACUGAAUAAAAAUAGUAAGCUAGUAGUAGUAGUAAAUUUGAAUAGUAGUAGGCUUUUAUUGAAUAUAUGCCUUUGUCUUAGCUCUCCAGUGUAGAGUUAAGAGAACUGGAACGGCAGAGGUGCUGCCACAUACUGCUCUCUUCUCUUAAAUUUAGUGGGAGGAAUAACAACUGUGAAAGGCAGAUGUUUGAAACUGAUGCAGUUCUUGGAUGAGUGUGCAUUGGAUCCUCUGGCAUCUGAAUCCCAUAGGCUUGUUAAAAUUCACUGCUGUAUUGUGACUUACUGUCCUAGCACCUUCAAGCUUUCUGCUUGCUUGUGGUAAUUUGGAAUCAAAGUAUUAUGGAAGUCUAAGGACAGAUUUUUUUUUUUUUUUUAAGGUAUUCAGGCACUACAAUUUUUUACUUAAGUGCCUAACUGCAUAAAGUUACAAAUAUAUUUGUUCUCUGAUCACUGGGACCAGUAAAUUUCUAUUUCAGAAUCUUAGUCUUUGGCGUACUUUAUGGCUAAACCUGUAGUACGUUUUCAAUGGCUUGUGCUAUUAGUGUAGGUAUAUAAAAAGUUUAUUAAGGAAAUGAGCUGGAGAUAUUUCCUUUAUUUACUUUGUGAAGGCGAAAUUCAGCUACUGAAAACAAUCCCCGUUUUUUAGAUUUUUACAUAGCAGUGGAUGCGUAUUGUAUACCAAUGAUGCUUUGUUAUUUUGAUGUUAUUCUAACAACAGAACUAAGUAUUGAACCUCACCACAGAAAACUUUGGUUUUGCUGGUUUACAAAACAUGAAGAAUCUUGAACAAGCCAGUGGAAUUCUUCAUUUCCUACCUCAGUAUGUAUAUUAGCUCUUUGUGUCUUUGUGUGCAUGUACAGUAGGCAGCAAAGGACCCUGUAAAUACCACUUUUCAGUUUUAUCUUGCAGUGAGACAAAACUUGUUCUUGGCAAGACUUUUUUUUUUUUUCCCCUCUCCCCACCACCCAUAGGUAACAUAGCAUUAAUAAAUACAUUAAACCGCUUAUUUAAAACAAAAAUUUAAAAUUUGACAGAUUUAAACAGGACUUCUCAUAACCAGCACAAAAUGCAAAUGACUACACACUACCUCACCUAUGGGAUUGAAAGUUGAUUCGAAAUCUCUAGUGAUAUCCUUGGAUUUUCAUCAUAUAUCGUUACUUUUAAGGGGAAAAUUAUGUUAAUGGAGCAUAGCUUGUAUAAAACACAGUGCUUGCAGUAAUUGAAAUUCAGAAAUAAGUACUACAUGGGAGACGUCAUGAGAGUUCUACUGAUAUGCUUUCAGAUAAUUGAAUUGAAAUUCUCUUAAAUUACUGUCAUUGAUUGUAUGUUGAUCAUGUAUAUGUAUUACUUACAAAGCUCUGUGGGCUUUUUUUUCCAGUGUCUGUAGAUUCCUGGUUAAUUUAAUCUUGCCUCCCUUGCAUGCCUACCCAUCCUGGGUAGCGUUUCGCUCUCAAGUCUCCAUUUUAUUUAAAAAGCAAACCAAAAAGAAACAAUAAAAAACAAAAUGGAAAGCCCCAAACCCCUCUACUUUUCAUAACUACUGUCACUGUUAAAGCUGGUGAUACUCUGAAAUGACGUGGACAAUGGCAUUGUCCUCAUAGUACACGUACUUCAAAAUGGAACUCCAUGGGCUAAACGCUUGUUCUAAACGGGUGGAGCGUAUAUGUAGGCAGUGGCUGGCUGGGAGCUUAUCCAGUGGCCCAAACCCCUGACACACUUGGCUGUAGAUGCUGGAAAACAAGGUCAGCGAUUACCAAGUUAAAGGCUGGAAUAUCCACUAGAGGCUUGUGCUCCACCUCUGCGCUCUGGUGAUCAGCCACAGUCUGAAUUCCACACAGCUAAUGGUGGAGGGAUUCCAGUGCAGAAAUCGUGACUGUCGUUGACCUGGGAUAAAAUUAACAUCGUGUUUUUAAACCUGUCAUGAACUUGAUUGUGAGGGUAGGGUUUCGCCUGACCAGCUGCAUCUAAAUAAUUUUUAAAAUAUUUAUUUAAUACUGUAGACCUACAAGUUGCAUGUUGACUUCUAUAGCCUAUGUCAUCAACUUGCAAAAGUUAAGAAUGAAUGACAAUUUUAUGAUACAGAAUUCUCAGGAAAAUGUUUUUUGGAGUUUGGUUUUAUUUUUUUCUUCCAGUAAAGAAAUAUUUGAUUUUGAAAUUGUAAAAUACUUUGCUAAAGCAUGUUUUAAAAUACUUUGAACAGACUAUCUUGAAACCAUAAAGGUAUGAUGGCAUACAGAUUGUAAAAUAAACAGAUAAUUACAACA